Rhizopus microsporus ATCC 52813 is the source of this 408-nucleotide messenger RNA. RefSeq lists its product as uncharacterized. The record is from RefSeq and is a predicted model, not a curated record. Bases 1 to 408 code for a protein of 135 amino acids. NCBI's taxonomy places the organism in Eukaryota, Fungi, Mucoromycota, Mucoromycetes, Mucorales, Rhizopodaceae. The transcript has 3 exons.
AUGUCACAUUCAAAGACCGAUAAUGAAAGACUUCAUGUUCAGCACUGUUUUUGUUAUCACCAACCAACACCUAUUACAAACAAGGAUGUACCCAUUUGCUUCUUCAUUACUAGCAGAGAAAUAGCAACUGUCCUGGUCAAGUGGCUCAACUGGGUCAAGGAAAAUACCAACGUCAAUUCCCAAAGAAUUAUGAUUGAUUGUAGUACAGCCGAAAUCGAGACUUUGAGACAGCCGUUUUCUGGUCAGGUUGGCAUUCUUCUGUGUCAUUGGCGCAUUAAGCGUACUCAGGAAAAGCAUCUGAAGACUGAUGUGAAAGUUAUAGGUGAUACCCACGAAUCUGUUCGUGCUAGAGAUAGCAUUCGAAUUACUAUUCAUAGGAUGAUGCAUGCCGAAAGCAUUGAGGCUUAG